Molecule: messenger RNA, 1393 nt
Organism: Linum tenue
Lineage: Eukaryota; Viridiplantae; Streptophyta; Magnoliopsida; Malpighiales; Linaceae
Source: the annotation of a GenBank genome assembly
AUUUUAUUUGUUUUUUUUAUUUUCUAAUAAUUAACAAUUUCGCCUCCUUCUUCUCUUCCUCUUCUUCACUCACCUCCAUUUCUUACACACGCACAACAGUUCCCCUCUGAAACCAUUUGUCCUCUUCUUCUUCUCUCUCACCCCUCUCCAUUUCUCUGCAGACCCAUCAAAACCCAUCCCCCAUCGCUUCAACAGUGACAACAGCUCACUCUUCACAAUAAUGAUGAUGGACGCAGCAGCAGCAGCCCUGAAGGGCGGUGGCGGCGGAAGGGUCGCCGUCGCCGCCGUCGUCGACGACGACAUGGGCGACGGCAUGCAGUGCAGCGACCACCCUUACCGCAGCAACCCUGGCGGGAUCUGCGCCUUCUGCCUCCAGGAGAAGCUCGGCAAGCUCGUCACCUCUUCUUUCCCGCUCUCCGUUCGCGCCUCCACUUCCUCCUCCUCGUCCCCUUCCUUCAGAUCUGACGGCCCUUCAGCGGCGGCUUCCGCGGCCGCCACUUCCCUCGCGCUUGCGGACUCAAUGAGUAAUGGCAAUGGUACUCAUAAUACUAAUGGUCAGUACAAUAGUAGUGACUACUACAGCGCUUCACUCCGCAAGGCGAGGAUCCCUUUCCUGCUCGCGAAGAAGAAGAAGAAAAAUCAACACGACGUCGUGUUCAAGCGCAGCAAGUCCACCGCGGCUCCGGGGAGGAGAUCCGCCCAUUUCUUCGACGACGGUGAGGAUUUCACCCCUCGCAAGCGCGGUGGGUUCUGGUCUUUCCUCUACCAUUCGACCUCCAGCAAUCCCAAAUCCAACCUCGUUGGGGGAUCGUCUCUGUCACGAAGAACAGAGAUGGUGGUUGUGGAAGAAGACGAAGAAAGCCCCAAUAGCCAAGCGACGAGCUCCAACUCUGCUGCCUCGUCAUUCGAGAGGAAAGUAUCUCGAUCUAGAUCCGUUGGUUGCGGGAGCAGGAGCUUCUCGGGUGAUUUCUUCGAGAGAAUCUCAACUGGGUUUGGCGAUUGCACGCUGAGAAGAGUUGAAUCACAGAGGGAAGGCAAGCCGAAAUCUGGUGGGGCUAUGAAGGAAAGGGUAAAGUGUGGUGGAAUCUUUCGUGGGUUCAUCAUCACUUCAUCAUCUUCAUCGUCUACGUCAUCAUCGUACUGGGUUUCAUCGUCAGCCGAGGAGAUGAAUGGGAAAUCUGGUGGCAAUCAUUUGAGCCAUGGAAGGGCGAGGAGCUGGACCUGGGCUUUUGCUAGCCCAAUGAGGGCGUUUGGAGGAAGCAAUAAACCGUCUGGUAAAGACAACGGGAAGAGAGAUCAUCAUCAGGUUAUCAGGGAGACUGGGAAUAGGAACUCUGCUGCUGCUGCUCCAAACUUGGCUGCCAUUCCUUCAUUGUUAACUGUGAGCAGCUAA